AGAGCAUGUACUUAUGUGCAUUGCCGAAUACGGGUCUUCAAUGGACCGAGUCUUGAAUUUGAUAAGUACAUCUUUGCAUGGAAUUUGUCGAGUUUUAAUAUAUGUUAUGAACACUUAAAAGAACGGUGUUUGAGAUUAUUAAAUGAAUAAUAUUAAUCCAGAUGAAUUUUUGAUAAUCAAAGAUGGCAGAGAAACGGGACGAAAGUGGUGAGAAGCUCAUUACAUCGGCGCGAAAGGGUGACCUUGAAGCAAUCUUGGGUGUAAUCAGAAACGAAGAUGCACCAGCUAGCAGACAAAUUUGUAACUACAAAGGAAAGACAAAAACUUUUUUUGGGUGGACAGCGUUACAUGUAGCUGUUCAUCAUGAAUACUUGGAAAUUGUCAAAGUAUUAAUUGAUGCUGGCUCAGAUGUUGAUCUGAAAACAGAUGAUGGGGAGACAGCUUUGCAUAUUGCAGCAUUGCUUGGAAACAAGGACAUUGUUAAGAUUCUUCUUCAAACUGGAGCAAAUCCAUUGCUUUUGAAUAAUGAAGAAAAUACAGCAUCAAGUGUGACUAAAGAUGAGGAAGUUCUAUCACUAUUGCUAGAAGGUGAAAAUGAAAAAGAAUCCAUGAUAAAAAACCUCCUGUUUUCUGCAGCACGAGAAGGAAAUGUCAAGGAACUCAAGAAUUUGGUGUCUGGAGAUGUCAUUCUUGACAUCAACUGCGUGGAUGACCAAGGAAACACUGCUUUACAUUUGGCUGCAUAUGGAGGACAUAAAGAAGUUACUGUAUUGUUGUUACAAAAUGGUGCCAACCCGUCUAUGAAAAAUCACAGUGGUCAGACAGCAUUUCAUGUUGCAGAUGAUCUUAAAAUGAAGAAACUAUUAGAUGUACAACCUUCCCAGAUCUGUCUGAAUAGCUCCAUUCGUAAAGCAGCAAAAUCUAUGAAGGCUUGGCAUAGAUUUGCUCCAAAAUUUGAAGGCUAUCUUUUAAAGAAAUCACGUUUUUUUGGCUGGAAAAAAUUCUGGGUUGUUCUUGAUCAUGGUAAAAUCUCAUGGUUUGCCAAAAGGGCAGAUUCUGUAAGUGGUGUAAAUCGUCAAGGCUUGAGGAAUCUUGAGAAUUCUGUCUUUGCAGUUUCAAAGAACGAUGAAUACAAAAUUAAAAUGCAAUUUUCUGACAACUCAAUUUUAAUUUGGAGCGUGAAGAUUAAUAGAAAUAUUAUUUCUAGACAGUCUUGGCUUAAUGCCCUUCAUGAACAUCAGAGCUAUAGCACAUAUUUUACAAACCAUCAUUCAGUCCAGCUUAGCGAUGGCUCAAAUGACAAUAUUUUACCUGUUGAAACGAUGGAGAAUGCUUUAAAGGGUGCACAGGCACAUCAAAAUAUUUUGAAGAAACAAGUAUCAAUGGUGGAAGAAUUACUGAAUGGUCUUAGUGAAGAUUUGAAACGAUCAAAAACUACAUUUUUGAGCAUUAAAGGCAAACUAACGCAAGUGUUAACAUCAGCUAAAGAGAUGUAUAGCUCAUUGAAUCAUUGUCUGAGUCUCGUUACUCAACAAGAAGAGGCUAGGAGAUUGCAGCUUGGUGACGAAGCAGAGCGACGUCGUGUGUUGGAGGAUGCGCUUCACGUGUUAACCGCUGAACAUCAUGGAUUAUCGUCGUCAUUAGCUCAUGUACCUGAGCUCCACAAAGCUACUCAGAGAACAAUUUCUGUUCAGUCAUCAGGUAAAAUGUCUAAUUGGGAAACUAGUGAAGCUGAAGAGUAUUACUCUCCUCAAGAAGAACUCGACUUUCUUUCAUCGAGUGAUCAAGAAGAAAAUGAUAGAUAUGAUGUACAGAAACCUAUUGUAAAUGGUGUACGUCACCAGGCUGAUGACGUAGUAGAGAGAAAGAAAUUUAACCAUUCUCUCUCAAUUGAAAAUGGCAGUUUUAACGUGGAAGACUUGAAUCAAAUAUCUGAUGGCAAGCAUCGUACCAGUCUUCCUGCACCCAUGUUAUCGGUGCGCGACUACAGUUUUUGGGCUGUUUUGAAACAUUGCAUUGGCAAGGAUCUUUCCAGAAUAGCCAUGCCAGUGAUAUUCAAUGAACCAGUUACAUUUCUUCAACGUAUUUGUGAGUACAUGGAGUAUGGACACAUUUUACAGAUUGCACAAACAAAGAAAGAUCCUGUUGAAAGGAUGCAGUAUGUUGCCGCUUUUGCUGUUUCGUCUACUGCAUCUACACUAAAUCGUGUUGGCAAGCCAUUUAAUCCGUUGCUUGGAGAAACUUAUGAACUUAUAAGGGAAGAUCUUGGCUACAGGAUAAUUACAGAACAGGUGAGCCAUCAUCCACCAAUCAGUGCGUUGCAUUGCGAAGGCAAAGGAUUCAUAUUUCAUUGCUCCGUACAACCGAAGUUGAAAUUCUGGGGUAAAGGUGUCGAGGUUGUUCCAAAAGGAAUUGUCACUUUAGAGUUUACUGACUUGAAAGAAUCGUAUACUUGGUGUAACAUCAACUUAUGUGUUCAUAAUGUUAUCAUAGGGCAAAUAUGGGUGGAACAGUAUGGUCAAAUUGAGGUUGUCAACCAUACGCACGGUGUGAAAUGUGUUUUGAACUUCAAACCUUGUGGUUGGUUUGGUCGAGAUGCGAAUAAAGUUGAAGGAACGAUACUAAAUACGAGAGGCAAGAAAGAGUAUAUAAUGAAAGGCGAUUGGACGGAUCAGCUUUAUUGCUAUCCUGCUAAAAUGAAAUCUAAAACAAUACCCAACGACGCAUCGUUCGGUUCAAUGACCGGAAGUGCUUUAAUUCCCCCAAGCGUCGCCAGUACAAGUACUGAUAGUUUAAAUGAAGAUAGUGAUGAUUAUGGAGUACUGCUAUGGAAAGUCAACCCCCGUCCACCAAACUCGGAAGAGAUGUAUCAUUUUACGUCCUUUGCGAUGCAGUUAAACGAGCUUCAGAAAAAUCAAGUUGACAAGCUUCCCCCGACUGAUUCUCGUCUCAGGCCUGAUGUCCGCGCUUUAGAAACGGCAGAUAUAGAUUAUGCAGCUGAUGAAAAGCGUAGGUUGGAAGAUAAGCAACGAGCAGCCGGGAAAGAACGAUCUAAAAGAAAGGAAGAAUAUUUCCCAAUGUGGUUCAAAGAAGCUCCUAAUCCUAACAAUAAUCAAAUGGAUUGGCUGUUUACAGAGAAGUACUGGGAACGAGACUUUAGCAAUUGUCCGGAUAUUUUCUGAUGUUUACACAAUUCAUUUGCAUGCUACCAAAGAAGUAUUUCUCUAUUUUUUCUAUACCAGAAUAAAUGUACGUAGAAUAGAUUUAUGGACUCAUGGAACUAGGAACAAUUUAAAUGAAUUUGUUUCAAGUCGUUUUACGAGGAGUUUUUUGCAGUCUCCUAGUAAAACUACGAAGUCAAGACAAACAUGACGAGGGAUCAUAUAUUUAAACUACAACUACGUGAAAUAUUUAUCCCAGGCGAAUAACCAAAAGCGUGGACAAAAAAGCUAGUUGGAGAUCUUAUCUUUGAACUUUACGAGAUUUUCUACGAUACUCUCUGAUGAAUAAGGCAAGAGUAAAAGUUAAAUAAUAACAACUUUUAAAAGAUAAACGAGAAUUUUAAGAUAUGAAAGAAAAUUGAAUAAAUUGUGUAUGAAUUCUCUUA
Molecule: messenger RNA, 3607 nt
Organism: Xenia sp. Carnegie-2017
Lineage: Eukaryota; Metazoa; Cnidaria; Anthozoa; Malacalcyonacea; Xeniidae
Product: oxysterol-binding protein-related protein 1-like
Exons: 29
Coding region: 183-3182 (999 amino acids)
Cellular component (GO): intracellular membrane-bounded organelle; cytosol; membrane
Molecular function (GO): sterol binding; protein binding
Source: RefSeq, a predicted model, not a curated record